AUUUUUAGAUUAACUUUGCUUUGGUUAACCUUAACUCAAGUGUAUAGCUCGUGCGAAAUUGAAUUUCUACCGGUUUACUAUCCCAACGAAGAGGAGAAAAGGGACCCUAAGUUGUACGCGAACAACGUCCGAGCAGUUAUGGCGAAAGCUUUAGGUAUUCCGGUGUUAGAUUACACCUAUGAUGAUUGUAAAUUAAUAACGCGUGCCAAAGAAAUGAACCUUCCCAAUGCGAAUUGUUUGCUUGAGGUUCAAAAAAUUCGACAUAAACUUGGAUUGGAUGAAAACUCUACAGAAAUAAAACUUGUUGAUUCAAAAAUGCAUUGCAAAGAUUGUUCGAAAGUAACUUUAUCAGAAUUCGCUCAUUAUUUAGAUAUUUCUUCAAAUGACCCAGCUUUACAACAAUUAUUUAAAAUUUAUGAUAAAAAUUCAACAGGAGUAAUAGACUUUAGAGAAUAUCUUUUAGGUGUUUUAGGUUUACCAUAUAGUAAAAGCCCCAUGGAUGCUAUAUCCAUAGCUUUUAAAAUUUAUGAUCGAUCCGGAUUGGGUCGAUUACACAUAGAAGACUUUAGUAAAGUGUUAUCGCACACUUUAGCGAUGGACUUUGCGGAUUCAUUAGAAAUAUUUCGAAGAAUAGACGUUCACGGUUUGGAAUAUGUGACAUUCGACGAUUUUAAAUCGUUUAUGUCUCAUAAUAAGUUGGAUUACGCGUAUCUUUUUAACUUUGAAAAGGAGGAAGAGAAAGUUAAGGUUAGAAACGGAGAGAUUUGUCCGAAUGAUUACAAGAAAACUCAAUAAGUUAAAGAAAAAAAAUAAAUAACCAGGAUUAUCUGCA
Onthophagus taurus is the source of this 832-nucleotide messenger RNA. The record is from RefSeq and is a predicted model, not a curated record. Lineage: Eukaryota; Metazoa; Arthropoda; Insecta; Coleoptera; Scarabaeidae.